Messenger RNA from Aspergillus bombycis, 1593 nucleotides. RefSeq names its product pyridoxal phosphate-dependent decarboxylase family protein. Gene Ontology annotation, biological process: carboxylic acid metabolic process. The coding region runs from base 1 to 1593 and encodes 530 amino acids. The record is from RefSeq and is a predicted model, not a curated record. The transcript has 2 exons. Gene Ontology annotation, cellular component: cytoplasm. Gene Ontology annotation, molecular function: pyridoxal phosphate binding; carboxy-lyase activity. Lineage: Eukaryota; Fungi; Ascomycota; Eurotiomycetes; Eurotiales; Aspergillaceae.
AUGACAGCCCACAAUAGCACCGAACUUGGUUCAUCUAGAGAAAGGCAAUUGGCAGAACUUGUGCAACUCGUUCAGAGUAUCACAUCUCCAAAACUCCAUAUUCCCGAAGGCGCGUCAGAACCUAGCCCUGUGAAAGGACAGGACCUAAGAAAGUUGCCUGACGAGUUGGAACAACUUCUCCGCAAAUGUUCAGACGAAGGACUUGGUCCAGAAGGAUUCAGCAAUGCAGUCUCGUUGCUUAGCGAGAAUUCAGUGAAUAAUGCGUCGCCUGGCUUCCUGGGGAAAUUGGUCUCUGCGCCAUCCCCGCCAGGAACGGCCGCUGAUCUGUUUUUGUCGAUUUUCAACAACAAUGGCCAUGUGUGGCGUGCGUCACCGGCUCUCACGGCGGUUGAGAAACAUGUUAGCAAAGAGCUGGCCAAGCUGUUCGGUCUGGAAGGUCCACACGCUGGAGGCGUUACGGUGCCUGGGGGAGCUGCAGGCAACAUGCUCGCCCUGCUCGUGGCUCGCAACAUCGUGUCACCGGAGUCUAAGCAGCAGGGUGUCGCGCCUGGGAAAUAUGCGAUCUUCGUCUCAGACGCAGCUCAUUAUUCAGUGUCUAAUGCGGCACAGAUCGUGGGGCUGGGCAGCGACUCGGUUAUCAGCGUGCCGGCAUUGGACGAUGGCACAAUGGACGUCGAGGCUCUCGCAGCCGCAGUAGACGAUGCCAUUCAGAACGGUAAAAAGCCGCUGUUCAUCAAUGCCACCGCGGGAAAUACGGUGAAUGGUGCCUUUGAUUCGAUCGACAAGAUCGGAGAGAUCGCACGCAAGGCGAACGCGUGGUUUCAUGUUGAUGCCUGCUGGGGAGGGGCGGUUGCAUUUUCUGAUAACCUGAGACAUCUGAUCAAGGGAAGUGAACUGGCGGAUAGUAUUGCCUUCAACCCCCACAAGAUGCUGGGUGUGCCUCUUGUUUGUGCCUUCCUGCUGACCAACGAUCUGCGGACUUUCUGGCUGGCCAACAAACUCAACGCGGGAUACUUGUUCCAUGACAGAACGACUGGGGAAUCUGAACUAUCCGACAAUGGAGUAAAUGGAAACAACAACGAAUAUGAUUGGAGAAACUCCAAGCUCGUGGAAGAAGCUCCCGAUGUGGCUGAUAUCCGGGAUUUAGCUUCAUUGACGGUACAGUGCUCUCGGCGGUCCGACGCAACAAAGCUGCUCCUACACUGGAUCUACUAUGGAACUAGAGGCAUUGCCCGCGAAGUUGAGCAGGCUGUCGACAGUGCACAGUACCUGGCUACUCUCGUCAAGGCCCAUCCGCGACUAGAGUUGAUCGGAGACAUUGACAAAGUUUUCGCUCAAGUUUGUUUCUAUUGGAGACCAAAGGGAGAGGAGGAGAAUGGGGCAUCGGCUACAGCUCUUACAGCCGUCGUCAACAGCCACAACACUCGUGUCUUGUAUGAGCACCUCACGGAGCACGGGUGGAAGAUCGACUACGCGCCGUAUAAUUCAACGGGAGAGUGUAUUCGAAUCGCCUGUAACCGGUUAACUACACGACGAGGAGUUGAAGCGUUGAUUUCGGUAUUGGUGCGACUGGGAGAAUCAUUAGGAUUGUAA